AUGAGCAACGGGUCUACGUCCGCAGCCUCGAAUGCCUCAAAUAAUUCAGCAGCGCCGGGCUCAGCGGCAAGUCCUUUGAGCGUAGACGGCGGAGCUUCUGUCGCCAGCCAAGGCCAAGCUCCGGCAAUCAAACGCCGAUCUCCAAUCGCAUGCCGAAGAUGUCGCCGGAUGAGAAGCAAGUGCAUUCACGAGAAGGGCAAGUCUCCGUGCAAGUCCUGUCAUGAAGCGGGCAUACCUGCGGAGGAAUGGUUAGUUACACUUGCGCCGAAUGUUCCUCGCCUAAUUCCCAUCUCUAACACCCCGCUCCCUUUACACAGCAUCUUUCCAGUCAGGGGACAACCUGAUCUGGAUCGUGAGUAUCGACACCCUCGCACGAGAGCCGAAAAGACUACGAGAAGUGGUUCGAUCAGCUCCAAGCCACGUCGCUGUAAUGCAGAUGACUCACUUGUAACUCAACAACGGCAGGCUGAUAAUUGGGAGAAUCUCCCCCCUCUCGAGGAGCUCAUUGACGGCGUCAAUCUUUUCACAAAACAGUACUUUCAACUCGGCUUUAUUCCAAAGGAGCAGUAUCCGGAGCGUCUGCGUAAGGAUUCGCGCUCAACUAGCUUGUUUCUACUCAUGGGAAUCCUCAGCAUUUCAGCUCGACUCAGUCCUGCCUUCAAAUUACGAUAUGGGACCGGUGUGAAAGCUGCCGAGUACUUUAUGGAAAGGGCAUCGUCGAUUGCGUUCGAAGAGGUGUACCAAGAACCUACACUAGAAAGAUGCCAAGCCUUUUAUUUGUUAAGCAUUGCCCAACAAGGCAGUGGUGAGCGCAACAGGAGCUAUAUUAAUAUGGGCAUUGCCAUCCGAAUGGCCAUUCUCAUGCAGCUCCAGCGAGAGGAAAUGUAUCAUAUUUCGAACCCAACACCUGAGCUCAUCAUACGCGCCGAAUCCGCAAGACGAACACUUUGGAUGUUACACAGCCAAGACAAUUUACAUUCAGGGCCCCUGUCUCCCGUGUCGCUGUCCGCAGGUGACAUCACGACACUUCUACCCUGCAACGAAGAGGACUUUGCGAAUGGACAUGAACCAAGAUCGCGAGCUGCUUUGGAAGGGACACCGCCCGCGAUGGACAACCCGGAGCUAAUACGAGAUUCCAACCGUUCGCUCUUUGCAACGCUUAUGCAGAUUCACUCCUGGUGGGGCGUAGUUGGACGACGUGCCGUCAGGUUCAGCAAGAGUCCGCGUCCCUGGGACCCAGCGAGUGAAUUCUCGCAAACCGCCGAGAAGCUGAGAGAGUGGGAAGAGAAAUUACCUCAGGAACAUAGAUGGAGCACCUAUCUUCUCAAACGGUACAAGGCGGAAAGCCAGGAAUUGGCCUAUUUCAUUAUAAAACCCGACAAAAAGGGCCACACGAAAUUCUUCACAGACAUGUCCAACGAAAUCUUCAUCAACGUGCGAUAUCUGUACGAACAAAUCGAUGCCCAAUUCACGAACAGAUCUCCGGAUGAGAGCGUCGGCGCCCAAAUUGCCGCAUUUUGUGUAUAUAGCUGUGGCUUGUUCUCAACCUACCUUUGCAAAUACCCCAGCAGUAAGCCCCCGCUCCCUCUCACCUCCCUCCCGUUCUCGAUUUACAAAUAUAACAAGCCAACACCAAACCUACCAGUCUGCCAGGACAAAGCCCUCGUCCGUGACGGACCAAUGAUGCUCCAAAGAACAAUCAACAUCCUCAAAGAAUGUCGAGAAGUAUGGCCCCUAGCAGCACGCUGGGUAGAAGCCCUCGAGAAGUUCUCCCUCGAUCCGCAGUCGGCCACGUUUGGCAAUGAAGGAAGCAUGGACGACGGGAAAGAUCCCAUCCCUCGCUUUACACGACAAUUACCGCCCCUAUUCCCCAUCACAAAGCCGAUUCUACCCCCUGCGCCUCCCCCAACUCUACCCGGACCAAACAUCCUCCCACGACCAGGAACCCAGCCUGAACUACCGCCCUCGUCAUCCAUCGGGUCACCGCACCACCAAAGCGCUAUAUCUAAUCCUGCUCCCAGCCUCCAGUUACCCUCUCCGCCGCAACAACAAACCCAACCACAACUCCAUCAAUCGCAGGGCUACCCAGGCGCAACCCUUCCAGCACCAGCAACAAUCUCCCCACACCCGUAUGCAAACCAGCUCCAGCCCCCUCACGCAGCAGUCCAACCAAACUCACACAAUAUGUACAUGCACACCCCGAUGGGCCGUCAAAACGCCGACAGCCUAAGCAUGCUCAUCGAAGCGUUUGACUCAAACAAUCCCGGCCCGCCGGCUCCGCAUUAUGGCGCGGGCAACUUCAACCCGCAACUUGUUCCUGGAACGGAUGGUUUCGAGGGCGAAUUGCAGUUUUACAUUGACGGGGCGACGUCUGCUUGGAUGAACAGCAGUGCCUGGCUGGACACGAUGCAAUGA
Metarhizium brunneum ARSEF 3297 is the source of this 2415-nucleotide messenger RNA. The record is from RefSeq and is a predicted model, not a curated record. NCBI's taxonomy places the organism in Eukaryota, Fungi, Ascomycota, Sordariomycetes, Hypocreales, Clavicipitaceae.